UCUCGUGCAAAACAUGUCCGAAAUGGGAGGGGACAUUCAGCCACAGCAUGCUUUAAUGUGAACAUCCAACGAAAUACUCCAAAAACUCUAGCUGUGAUGGACAAAAAUGAAAUAACAAUUUUCAGCUUUCUCACUGGAAUCUUUUUUAAUUCCGUUACAGCAAAAUCUAUCUCAACUGACUGUCGAUUACCUGGGGUGUUAUAUCAAGGGACCAAAAACGUAACAGAAACUGGUAGAACGUGUCAAAGAUGGGAUGCACAGAACCCGCAUGAACACGGUUAUGAUGUUUUUAGCAUUGCACAAGAGAACUACUGUAGAAAUUUCGACAGAGAAGAGCCAUGGUGUUUCACCAAUGACUCGGGUGUCCGCUGGGAACUCUGUGGGGUUGAUAUUUGUGUAACGCCGUAUCUAAAUAUGUAUUUUAAUGCCUCGAUGAUAACUGGUCAGUGUAAAUAUGGCAUCCCCAGUGGUAGGGGAUUCUGUGGGUAUAUAUAUAACUUAGUAUCAUGUUUGAAGGAGAAUAUUGAGAAUAUCAAUGAAUCCCGAUGUCCCCAGUUUACAUGGAGAUCAUUUGCUCUGCAAAUACAGGGUACUUUAGAAGAGUUUACCGGAAUGCCCAUCUCUCAGUGCAUUCUUUCACCAUGUGGUGAUCCCAGUGUGAUGAGUAAUUCUUUUGUGGUGAUUAACUUUGCAAUCCCUUGUUACGGAAAGGUCUUCAGGAAUAAAACAGGAAAUGAAUCAUGCCGAGUAAAACAACGUUUUUGGCAUUGUGUGAUAUCAAGGAUACAAGAAAAUGACGAAACAAACUCCACCUGUCUAGUCAAAGAUAAAAUUUUCUUGGCCAACAGACUUUUAUCUGAAGAGGUUUCUAUUCCUCCAGAGAUUCAACACAAUGCUAGUCUUUGUGAAAAUCUAUAUUCUGAGUUCCCUGCACCGUUGGAAACUACAACAGGUGAAAAUCUUUAUUCUGAGUUCCUUGCACCGUUGGAAACUACAACAGAUACUAAAAAUCCCGUUGGAAGUCGAGAAACAAAUACUGAGUUUUCUCAAACUACAGUUCUUCUUGCAGUGGGAUUAGCUGUUUCAUUAAUAUUUGCUGUCAGCUUCGCAAUCAGCAUAUACAAAAUAAGAGCUAUAACAUUGAGAAAAAGACGGAAAGAAUUAAUGCGCCUCCCAUCUAUUCCAAAGUCGAAGGACUCUCCGUACGAAGUAAACUUAACCAAUCCAGAUAGUCUAUAUUCCGAUCCCGAUUAUGAAAUUGUAGAGGAAGAAGACGAAGGUUAUAAACAUCUGCCCGGUGCAAGAGUAAAUCCUUUCACUCUGAGUCCUACUGAUGAGGAUGGGACAUAUAUAGAUCCUAAUAAUGCAGACGGCACAUAUCUAGAUGUAGCACAGAGCGAAAAAGAACCUAAUGAUUAUAUUAAUGUCCCUGCUUAUAUUGAUUUAGAGGAUACAUUCGAUGAUGAUCAUCCUAAAUCAGAUGCCUUGGACAUUUUACUAUCAGAGACCGCUGAAACAAUGAACUUAUCUGCCAACAUAGAUACAGCAAAAAUAAUGAGCUAAAUGAUGACCUCCUACAAUAAAGUAGUGUGUAGUAUUGUGAAUACAUUGUGAAGUGUGGAGCCUGCAAGGAGGUCUUGAUGUAAAACAGAUAAGAUAAAAACUCUCUUUAGCUUUUUCCAGAUGUAUACGUUUUUUUUUUUUUUGGUAUAUUUUAGAUGCAAUAGUUAUUAAAAACAAAACACAA
Molecule: messenger RNA, 1747 nt
Organism: Saccostrea echinata
Lineage: Eukaryota; Metazoa; Mollusca; Bivalvia; Ostreida; Ostreidae
Exons: 11
Coding region: 97-1563 (488 amino acids)
Molecular function (GO): endopeptidase activity; signaling receptor binding
Source: RefSeq, a predicted model, not a curated record